AUGGCGGCAGCCAAAGCCCCCGUCCCCUCGCUCGGCCACGUCCUCGUCGUCGGCGGCUGCGGCUUCCUUGGCUCGCACAUCGUCUCCCUCAUCGCAAAGCGACACCCCCAAACCCGCAUCUCCGUCCUCGACCUGCGUACCACCGCCAACCGCCACGCCUCCCCCACCGUCUCCUACCACGACGGCGACAUCACCGACCUCCACGCACUUGAAGCCCUCUUCGCACAGCUCCGCCCAGACGCAAUCAUCCACACUGCCUCCCCGCACUUCCACCUCCCCCCCGCCGUGCACGACAAGGUCAAUGUCGAGGGGACGAAGAAUCUACUUGCUGCAGCGCAAGAGACGGGGGUAAAGGCCUUUGUGUACACGUCCUCCGCGUCCGUGAUCCUCGGCCCAGAAACCGAGCUCGUCAACGCGAACGAAGACUGGCCCAUGGUCACCGGCGCCGCGCAGCCAGAGCACUACACCAGCACCAAAGCGUACGCCGAGACCGCCGUGCUCGCCGCGAACCGCACCCCCGCGAGCUUCCUCACCUGCGCGAUCCGCCCCGCCGGCAUCUUCGGCGAGGGCGACGUGCAGCUCCUGCCGCCCAUGCUCUCCGCGUUCCGCAAGGGACAGACCAAGUACCAGGUCGGCGCUAACGACAACCUGUUCGACUUUACGCACGUGGAGAACGUGGCGUACGGGCACCUGCUCGCGGUCCAGGCCCUGCUGUACAGCCACAAGAUGCUGCCGACGGUGCCGCUGGACACGGAGCGCGUUGACGGCGAAGCCUUUUUCAUCACCAACGGCCAACCUGUGUACUUCUGGGACUUUGCGCGGGCCGUGUGGCACGAGGCCGGGGAUCGGCGGCCCCUCAGCGCCGUGUGGAAGCUCGAUCGCGACUUUGCCAUGGGCGUUGGCGCCAUCUUGGAGAACUUGUUCUGGGUGCUGGGCCGGACGCCGAACAUCACGCGCAAGCAGGUGAGGUAUAGCACGUUGAGCAAGUACCACGACAUCAGCAAGGCGAAGCGGAGGCUGGGGUAUGCGCCGCUUGUGCAGCUGGAUGAGGGGGUGCGGAGGGGUGUGCGGUGGCAGCUUGAGAACGAGGCGAAGGCGGCGCAGAAGAAAGAUCAGUAG
Paraphaeosphaeria sporulosa is the source of this 1119-nucleotide messenger RNA. Its product is annotated as C-3 sterol dehydrogenase/C-4 decarboxylase-like protein. The coding region runs from base 1 to 1119 and encodes 372 amino acids. The transcript has a single exon. Lineage: Eukaryota; Fungi; Ascomycota; Dothideomycetes; Pleosporales; Didymosphaeriaceae. Gene Ontology annotation, molecular function: 3-beta-hydroxy-Delta5-steroid dehydrogenase (NAD+) activity. Gene Ontology annotation, biological process: steroid biosynthetic process. The record is from RefSeq and is a predicted model, not a curated record.